CUCUUUUUUGAAGGUUAUUGAGGUGUUUUUGCGGAGAUCUGAGCGUCUGAGCACCCCCUAAGGCCAUCUGCAGCUGACCACAGCCACCCGACAGGCGCAUCUCUCUCCAUCCCUCCCUCUCUACGCGUGGGCACCUCGCGAAGGCAUCUGUUUUGUGUGUGGUGAUGUCGGGCAAAGGCAAGGGCGGCCGCGGCAAGACCGCCGAGAAGACCAAGAAGGUCAGCACGGCAGAUGGAUGGAUGGAUGGAUGGACAUCAUUUGUGUGAUGUGUGGUGUGGUGUGGUGUGGUGUGUUGGCGCCCUUCCUUGGUUGGUUCGUUCUGCAGGUGAGUCAGUCGGUGCGUGCGGGUCUGCAGUUCCCCGUGGCGCGCAUCGCCCGCUACCUCAAGAAGGGCCGCUACGCCAAGCAGCUCGGCAGCGGCGCCCCCGUGUACAUGGCCGCCGUGCUGGAGUAUCUGUGUGCUGAGGUGUUGGAGCUGGCCGGCAAUGCCGCCCGCGACCACAAGAAGGUCAGAGAGGGAGAUGGGAGGGAGGGAGGGUGGGAGGGAGGGAGGGAUAUGGGGAUGGCGGAGGGGUGUGAGGUGUGGUGUGGUGUGUACGACAGACUCGCAUCACGCCCCGCCACCUGCAGCUGGCGAUCCGCAACGACGAGGAGCUCAGCAAGAUGCUGGGCGACGUGACCAUCUCCCAGGGCGGCGUCAUGCCCCACAUUCACGACGUCCUGCUGCCCAAGAAGUAGGGACACACCACACCACACACAGGGAGAUUCAUGGGCUGAGGAGACGCACACAAACCGGGGGGUGCCUUCUGCUGUGGUGCGGUGUGUGUGUGUGUGUGUGUAUGCAGGUCUAAGGCCAAGGCUAAGAAGGAGGCAGAGGCCGCCAACAACGAGGAAUGAACCGACACACACCACACCACACCACAUAAUACGACACGAUACAACACGUCAUGACGGGCGGACCCACCUACCGAGACACACACAUCGAAACAUCUAUACCCACACCCAUCCACACGCACACACACGGAAACACACACACACAGAUGGGGCGUAGCGGCGAUUU
Molecule: messenger RNA, 1060 nt
Organism: Vitrella brassicaformis
Lineage: Eukaryota; Vitrellaceae
Source: the annotation of a GenBank genome assembly